AUGGCGAGAUGUUCGUAUACGGCGGAACUACUGUCCGGAAUCGGCAGCAGGCUUGCAACUGACCGCGAAAUUUCCGGUCUAGAGGAUUUGGCCACGCCAUUCAGCAGUUUGGAUGAACUUAAAGAGGCGGCUGCGACCAGGUUGAAACUACAGCAGGACCAGGACAAAAGUAGGCAGGCGUCCGUGGAACCUACCUCGUCCGUGUCAGGUAAACCCACUACACCCGAGACCACGAUACCUAGCGCUGGCACUUCACAGACUCCCUCGGAUGUCCGUGAGACUGCACCAGUGCCCACGAGGAAAUGGGUGACAGUCCCUAUCCGUAGGGGUAAGAAGCUCCAACCCCGUACGAAGACACCUGCAACGCGUAAUACAGUGGCAUCAUCGUUUUACGCAGGUCUCGAUGAGUGGCCUGAAGACACAGACGUUAGUCUACCGACCGGAACACCCACUUUACCGGUCGAGGACACGGUAACCCCUCACGGCUGA
This is a messenger RNA of Peronospora matthiolae, 489 nucleotides long. NCBI's taxonomy places the organism in Eukaryota, Oomycota, Peronosporomycetes, Peronosporales, Peronosporaceae. The record is from the annotation of a GenBank genome assembly.